This is a messenger RNA of Nematostella vectensis (starlet sea anemone), 5170 nucleotides long. RefSeq lists its product as uncharacterized. Gene Ontology annotation, molecular function: carbohydrate binding. The record is from RefSeq and is a predicted model, not a curated record. The coding region runs from base 134 to 2104 and encodes 656 amino acids. The transcript has 14 exons. Lineage: Eukaryota; Metazoa; Cnidaria; Anthozoa; Actiniaria; Edwardsiidae.
UAAGUCACGCUCCACAUGGCUUUAGGCCAAUAACAAGUGAAAACGAAACGUGGCCUGUAUUUACUCAACUGAAUUCGUAAAAACUCAUUGACUUGCUUCUACAACCAUGUGGUGAAUAGAAACGAGCCGAGGGAUGGGUACUUGUAGGGUUUUAUUGGGUGGAAAGGCCGUUAGAAUUUUAGCUGUGGUCUUUGUCGGCUUUUCUUUGAGAGCCGUUCAGUCUACAAGAGCCGGCUGCACUUAUCCCCUUGGGAUGAGCGAUGGCAGGAUACGUAACACCCAGCUAUCUGCAGAGUCGAGUGAUCUGGGGUGGGGCCCUGGAAAGGCCCGGCUGAAUGGUGCCUCUGCUUGGUGCAGUGACAGUGAAAAGCUAUGGACUACCUUCCUUCAAAUAAGGCUGGAUAAAGUUAGACAUGUGUCAGGGAUUAGUUCACAGGGCCAGAGCCAAUUAGUAAGGUCAUACUAUGUCCUAACAUAUGCCUUGAGGUAUAGCCUAGAUGGUAUUGACUGGCAUUGGUAUAAAGAUGUUGGAAGUGAUCAAAUUAAGAUAUUCACAGGGAACUCUAAUUACAAUACAGAGAAGCGUAAUACGUUACGUGACACUUUUGUGACGCUCUACUUGAGGGUCUACCCACUUUCCUUUUACAAUGACAUGUGUCUUAGACUUGAGAUUUAUGGGUGUCUGGACGAGAAAGAAUCUUGCACCAAAAUUGAAUCCCAAACAGAUGGUGACAUUCUUUCCCCAAACUACCCCCGUCCCUACCCCCCAGAGACCGACUGCACCUGGAUCAUCACCCUCCCUGACAAAGCCAAGCAAGUCGCCGUCAUCUUCAAGGACUUUGACGUCCAAGAAGCGCAUGCCUCAGGAGAGUGUACCGCUGACCAGGUGGAGGUACUUGACGGCCCACUCGACACCUCCACUUCUAUUGGUCGAUACUGCAACGGCAAGUCGCUGAGCCCCGCCAUGACGACAGGAAACACUGCUAGGAUCCAGUUUCAUUCUGGUUUUGACAGCAAACCUAGAAAAGGCUUCCUGGCUAGUUUUCUCUCCUUUACACAAGGCGUAGACCCUGUAAAGACAACAAGUGGAUGUCACGGCAGCUCUGUCACGCUCGACUGCUCUGUCACGAAACACUCCAUCCAAAUUCUUCACGUCCAUUAUGGGGCCUACCCAUACUCCUCAGCGUGCGGUGGUGGUGCUAUAUCGAACAAGACAUGUCAAGGCCGUGAUGCUGUCACGGAAGUCAUGUCACGCUGUCAGUAUCAUCAUUCAUGUGUCGUUGAUGUGUCGGGACACGCAUUUAAUGUGAGCUGUGGAGAAGUUAAGCCGAGACUGGAAGUCUAUUAUCAGUGCAAUGGGAAAGAAUUAAGGACUACAGCCUCCCCGACCACGAUUACCACAGUACCACCAACCACAGCCACCACCCGAACCCCACCCUCCCCUCCCAUACCUUCAACCCCCUUACCCAGAUCUGGCCCGCCCGCUACCGUGCCUUCUACGGUCCCCCCCACGGACCUCGUGGUGUCAGAGGUGGUCACCUACCCGUACACCGCGACACCAUCCAUGCAAACGCAUAGCGAGUUUCAGGCCAGGGGUGGGGGCGAGGGGGGUGAUGCCCCCCUGAUUAUUGGACUGGGCGUGGCUAUCACGUUCGUUGCCGUGGUAACUGUCAUUGUUGUGGCAGUUUUCCUCUGCCGACGCAGGCGGCGCCAGUACAAGGGCUCUUCAGUUCCCGAUGUGAUUUUCUCGCCUGAAGAAUUGCCAAAAAACGGGUUUCCCUCGGGAUCUUCUCGAAAAAACGACUACGAGACAGUUAACAUAUUGUACGAGAGUGCGGACAGCUGUCCCCAAAGUGGCAAACACCCCGCGGCUGGAGUAGAAUAUUCACCCCUAUACAGGCCUGAACCUUUGCCGGGGAUCAUUGAGAACCCAUUGUACGAAUGUUCUGGCCCAAGUCAUGGUUAUGAGAGUGUUGGACCCACCACUAGCCCCAGCUCAAGCUCUCCAGUCUAUGACAGCCCACUGACAGUCAUCAAGAACCCUGCAGCCUCGAUCACGAACCCCAACUAUGACAAGAACGCCAUCGACAUACCGCUGGCAUGAUCAGCCGGAGACAAGCAAUCAUACCCUCACCAUAACGGGCACCAAGGUGAAAGUGCUUCAAUCCUCUGUAUGGUUCAAACACAACGAUACCUCAAUAGUACGACCAAUGAAGUGAACAAAACCUUUAUCGGUUUGUAAACAUCUGAGUUCUGAAAAAUUCCUUUUAAAGGAUACUGAAUUAAACGAAAGAGGCCAUUAGAAUAGGGCAGGGAUUGUUUUGGUUAAGUUCUUCUAUAAUCCAUAAGCCCUCCCCAAUGUGGGAUUCUACUAAAUGCAAAUGAACAAAGGCGAUCUUUAUUCCCCGUUAUUUGUACGGCUUAUGGAUAAGACUUUGAAACUCGAUGAUUAUAACGCAGCGGUGACUGUAGUGGUGCAGGCAUUGGCGAGGGCCAGAGAUGAUGGUGUUUAAUAAGGUGUACAUAAUAUGUGUUCGUCACCCUAGCCCCAGGCCUUCUUACCGGUUUUUCUGUCCUUGGAGAUGAACUGUGGGGAAGGUUGGGGUCUGGGGCGAGCUCACCCAUCUCGGGAGAUGGUUUCCUGUGACGUCACAACUCUUUCAUUCCACAGGAAGCCCAAAAAGGAACCCGAGUAAGAGCGCCUGGGGCUCGACUGUGUAUUCAGGUUUAUUAAUACAGAAGCCUAUUGUUUGUGAUAAUGAUAGUGUUUCUGAUAUGGUAAUAAUGAUAGUUUUAUAUUUAAUUUUCAUCAAAUAGACCUAGUGCGAGCCUGGUAGACGGCUCCCCAAUGGUUUUAUCACAAAAAAUACUAUUUUUAGGGUCUCGAGAUUUGAGUUGAUAAAAAUAGCAAGAACGUGAGAGGGGGUCUCUUGCUUAUUGCGCACCACAGGAAUCCUGAAACUCCUGAAAUAGUAAUUUCCUUCUUUAUAAAUAGUGUAAAAAAUGUCCGUCAAUCAAAUGGCCAGCGCUUAAGUGGUUUCCUAUAACGCCAGGUAACUGCAGAGAACGGUCGGAAUACGCCUAUGUCCAGCGGGCAUUCGAUGGCGAUAAUAACAUAUUGCAUUCUUUUUUUAACCCAAGUGUCUGAGAGUCUGCACCUCUAUAUACAUGAGUAACGUGUGCUUCCGUAGCCACCAAGUCGGCAUGUGAUAACUAGCAAUUUAAAGUGUCUCAAAAAUGCUACAGUAUUCGCCAUUCUUACGAUGGGCAACGAUGGGCAUGUUGAUGUUAUACUGAAUGAAAACUGGAAAAUGCUUAGGGUUUUGUAAUUCUCCCGGAAUAUCUUCGUUAGUUAAAUUCACAAGAUCAGCAUUGGUAUCUUUAGACGCCAUGUUCAAUAUUUCAUUUCCGAAUAGGCCAUUCCAGCUAUAAUUUUGCGCGCGCCUAACCAUAGAAACCUACCGCAACUACCAGAAUGCAGCGCGCGUUUUUUAAGCUCACAUCAAACAAAGCGCGCGCUGCAUGACGGUAGUUGAGGUACGUUCCUAUGGUGAGUGCGCGCGCAUGCUUAUAGCUGGAAUGGCCUAUUACGCUAGACUGCUCUUAAGGGUGUACUGACAUUAGUGUUGCAAAAAAUAUGCGUUUCAAGUUCCCAAAAAUUGACUUUAAGUUGAUCUCAGCCUUUUCGGGUUAUGAUAAUUCCCAUAUUUUGUAAAAACGGAGAUUCAGCGAAGAUUUAGUCAAGCCAACCUUUUUGAAGCCAAAGUUUUCAAUUUUCACUACCUUUGCGAGCUGCAAACACCGGUUGCAAACGCUCGCGCACGCACUGAAAAUCUUAUUUCAAAGUAGCGCGCGCUGUAUCAGAAUUUUAAAAUACUUUUUCAAUUUCCAUCAUGACAUGACGGAUAUCGCUCCUUUGAAGUGUAAAUACCACGAAAAACUAUUGGGAUUUGACUUUAAACUUCAUUUCAAUUUCAUCAUGUGAGACAUCAGUGUCUGAGCAGGCCGAAUGAGUACGCGCGGGCUUUGUUUCACUUCCGGUUCUGCGUUUUCUAAAAAAAGCUUUUUUUUGUCGCCAAAUUAUUUCAAAACGCAAUAUUUUUUCUGUAUUCCUUUUUAUUAAAAUCUUCUUCAUAUAGCCAAGCAUGGAUUUAGCGUUAAUCUAACAGAAACCAAAAUUAUAUCAAAUAAUCUGGAUUUCAGGACCUUUAAAAAAUUAUACAAACAAUUACUCAAUAAUUUCUAAAACGCAUGCUUGGCUUAAUGCACUCAUCCCUCAAGAUUCAUAAAACCUAUUCAAUUUUUGUUUUCGAGCAAUUUUACUUGAAAUAUUUGCUUUUAUCUAUAUCUAUGACGUCACAUCAUGACGUCACGGGGUAGCGUCAUCAUUAUAGUCAGCACGUUUUUGUUGGUCAACUUGGCAAAUAUCACACCCUUAUAACUUUCUACAAGGCUUUUAUGCUAUAUUCAAUUUUCCUUAGCAACAGAUGUCAGUACACCCUUAAAAGAAAAGCUUUAAAUAGAGGCCCUGUGCCAUUCUGUUACAUUUACUGUAGUUUUAGCACAGGACCUCGAUUUGAAGCUUUUCUGUAAACACGAGUCUCUGCCAUAAAAGGGAUAGCUCCUCCCACCCCCGGGCUCAAAUUUGCAAUUAUUGUCAGAACACUGCCACGCUAGCAGUCACUAAUUAUAAGCCUCCUGUAAAAUUCUCUGAGCCUCAGUCGGUUGGAAUAAAACUAUUUUUGCAAGGUAACAAGACAGUUGAAGCAGUCGAGCAUAAUUCGGAAAUGAGCUAUUGCGACCCUAAAACCGUCCCAGCAUGCUGUUCGCUUAUCAACUCGACCCAAUCUCCUGCGCAGCGUAAGAAUGGUCAAUACUUUAUAAUAAAAAAAGGCAGAAGACCAGCCUGGUCCAUGGCGUUGUUUGGGUUUUCUGUGGUCGUAGAUGGACCAAGGGGAUUGCAAGGGACCUGGGACGCCUCAUCACACCCACUACAGGAAACCCAAUCAGAUGCCAAGGACUAAUUUGGCAGAUGCCCCCCUACUGUGUGGGGGUGUCGGGUCUAACAAGGCUGUCAAUCAAGGCUGUGUUUCUCGUGAUAUGAUUUUAUUUAAACUGUAAACAAAUAUUUAAAAAUUUAUAACGCGUUAAUAAAAGUGAAUUGUUUCUG